Molecule: messenger RNA, 4996 nt
Organism: Cuculus canorus (common cuckoo)
Lineage: Eukaryota; Metazoa; Chordata; Aves; Cuculiformes; Cuculidae
Gene: ABCD3
Product: ATP binding cassette subfamily D member 3
Exons: 23
Coding region: 48-2027 (659 amino acids)
Biological process (GO): very long-chain fatty acid catabolic process; peroxisome organization; fatty acid beta-oxidation
Cellular component (GO): peroxisomal membrane; peroxisome
Molecular function (GO): ATP binding; ABC-type transporter activity; long-chain fatty acid transmembrane transporter activity
Source: RefSeq, a predicted model, not a curated record
CCCGUCCCGGCAUCCCCCGCUCGGCUGCGCUCGGCUGCGCUCGCACCAUGGCUGCCUACAGCAAGUAUCUGACCGUGCGCCACUCCGCCGUGGCCGGGGCCGCCGCCGCCUGCGCGCUCCUGUGCCUACUCAGCAAGCGGCGGGCGGCGCAGCACGGUAAAAGAAGUGGAAAACAAGCAUUGCAGAACAAUGAGCAGAAAGAGGGAAAGAAGGAGCGAGCAGUGGUGGACAGAGUUUUUAUUGCAAGAAUAUGUCGAAUCCUGAAAAUAAUGGUCCCUAGAACACUUUGUAAAGAGACAGGUUAUUUGCUGCUUAUUGCUGUGAUGCUGGUAGUCCGCACAUAUUGUGAUAUUUGGAUGAUUCAAAAUGGAACAGUUAUUGAAAGUGCUAUCAUUGGCCGCAGCAGAAAAGACUUCAAGAAGUACUUGUUCAACUUCAUCGCCGCAAUGCCUGCUAUCUCUUUAGUGAAUAACUUCCUGAAGUAUGGUCUAAAUGAGUUGAAACUUUGCUUCCGAGUAAGGCUUACCAGAUACCUUUAUGAGGAAUAUCUUAAAGCUUAUACAUAUUACAAAAUGGGAAACCUAGACAACAGAAUAGCUAAUCCAGAUCAGCUUCUCACACAGGAUGUGGAAAAAUUCUGUAACAGCGUAGUGGACCUGUACUCAAACCUUAGCAAGCCCUUCUUGGAUAUAGUUUUGUAUAUCUUCAAGCUAACAAGUGCAAUAGGAGCUCAGGGUCCAGCUAGCAUGAUGGCCUACUUGAUUAUUUCGGGGUUUUUCCUUACCCGGUUAAGGAGACCAAUUGGCAAGAUGACUGUUAUAGAACAAAAAUAUGAAGGGGAGUACCGAUAUGUCAACUCACGGCUUAUUACAAACAGUGAAGAAAUUGCUUUUUAUAAUGGAAACUUGAGAGAAAAGCAGACUAUUCACAAAACCUUCCGUAAACUGGUGGAACAUUUGCAUAAUUUCAUCUUGUUCCGGUUCUCUAUGGGUUUCAUUGACACUAUCAUUGCCAAAUACCUUGCCACUGUGGUUGGUUACUUGGUUGUUAGUCGUCCAUUCUUGAACCUGGCUGAUCCUCGUCAUCAAAAUAGUACUCAUGCAGAACUCUUGGAGGAUUACUACCAAAGUGGAAGAAUGUUACUGAGAAUGUCUCAGGCUUUGGGCAGAAUAGUCCUAGCGGGCCGUGAAAUGACAAGACUGGCUGGAUUCACAGCUCGAAUUACAGAAUUAAUGCAGGUUCUGAAGGACUUGAAUAGUGGCAAAUAUCAGCGUACUAUGGUAUCACAAGAAAAAGAUGCAGAUAAAAAGCAAAUUUUGCCUUUGAUACCUGGAUCUGGAGAAAUUAUCAACGCUGAUAACCUUAUCAAGUUUGAUCAUGUUCCGUUAGUGACACCUAAUGGAGAUGUUUUGAUUCAAGACCUUAACUUUGAGGUUCGAUCUGGUGCAAAUGUUCUGAUUUGUGGGCCAAAUGGGUGUGGGAAGAGCUCACUUUUUCGUGUUCUUGGUGAGUUGUGGCCUUUGUUUGGUGGACGUUUAACAAAACCCGUAAGAGGAAAGCUGUUCUAUGUUCCCCAGAGACCAUACAUGACUCUUGGGACACUCCGAGAUCAAGUUAUAUAUCCAGAUACUGUAGAAGAUCAGAGAAAGAAAGGGAUUUCUGACCAGGUGCUGAAGGAGUACUUGGAUAAUGUCCAGCUGGGUCAAAUUCUGGAACGUGAAGGAGGCUGGGAUAGCGUUCAGGACUGGAUGGAUGUACUCAGCGGGGGAGAAAAGCAGAGAAUGGCUAUGGCAAGAUUAUUUUAUCAUAAGCCUCAGUUUGCAAUUCUGGAUGAAUGCACCAGUGCCGUUAGUGUUGAUGUGGAAGGCUACAUUUACAGCCACUGCCGAAAGGUUGGCAUCACUCUCUUCACUGUCUCCCACAGAAAGUCACUCUGGAAACAUCAUGAUUUUUACUUGCAUAUGGAUGGAAGAGGAAACUACGAGUUCAAGAAAAUAACUGAAGACACAGUUGAAUUUGGAUCUUAAAGUCAUUAACUGAUCUGCUGUAGAGACUGAUGAGUACAGGAAUUGUCUAGAAUGGCAGACGUACAAUAAACCUACUCAGCUUGUUUUUUUAAAGAAAUUAACUAGGAUAACCUAAAACAAGCUGUUAAGCGUUUACUGUUAUGUAGGAUAUUGCUAAUUGUGUAUAUGUUGGUUUAAUUAUUGAUAUGUACUAAGAAUGUCCUUAUUCUUGUGGUUUAAAAACCUGCCUAAAUUAAAUUGGGCUUAAAUCAGUGUAACCUGAUUCAUCCUGGGAUGCAAAGCAUUUGAAAUCAGCUGAUUUGACUUCUGUAGACCUUCUUUCCCUUCAGUGAAAAGCCCUGUUAAAAUUAGGGUUGCUACCUCUCUUGUUCCUGCAAAGCAGUCUUGGAUUUUUGCUCUGUUCUAUGCAUAUUUCUGAGUUUUCUCACACGGUGCAGGACAUUCUCCCAUCUUUGGAUCUGUGCCCUGUUAAAUGAAAGAGCCUUUUCCUUGGCCAGGCCUUGUGAUGCCAAUAGCCCUUGCUGAUAAAGGAUGGACUGAACCUAAAAGGCAAAACUAAUUCUUUCUGCUACAAGUAUUAAGCGUGUUCUUGUCUGGGUUUUGUAUUCUUUUUAUCAUUUGCUUGUCCAUGCAAUACUCUGCUGCUCAGCAAUCCCAUACUCUCACAGUUUAGCAAGAGCUUAAUCCAUCUCCCACCUCAGCUGCCCCUUUUUCUGCCAUAGAAAUACUGUGGUAAUGAAGUACUGAGAGGAGGUUGAGGGAGGAAAGGACUGACCAAGGAAAAGAGGGAAAAAAGAAGGGAAAAGAUGUUCCUUGUAUCAAUCACGUGCGUGUUUUCAGCUCUGAUGGAAUAAAUGGCUCCCACAAGCAGAAACAGAGAAAAGUAUGUGGAUCCGAUGAUUCUUCUCUUGAUAUCAGUAGGGGUUAGGAUGGAUUCAAAAAUGUUGAUCUGUGAAGUAGCAGGCUGUUGUGUUCCGUGUGUGUUUAGUCCUGUAACACAGCAGAAAAUCAUAUCUCAUGGUUUUAGCUGCCUUUCAGAUCUGAAUUUGAAAGCAAGUGGUAAUGGUAGUUCCUGUUUGGUCUUCUAGGCUGCGAAGCCUAAAAUGAUGCUUUCAUCCUUUGCAUUUAUUCUCUUAAUUGCCAUGAGGUUUCUCAAUUUCUGGUGCAAAUUAUUUGCUAGUGAUUCACACUGUUGUUUAAGGAUCAUUAGUCCCUGCUAGUGUUCUUGUUCAAGCUGCCAAAUCUCCUUGAAGAAACCAAAUUCUUCAAAUAUUUUACUGGAAGCGUUUUUUUUCCAUACAAGUGAUUACUGUGGUUGCCAUGCGACUUUAACAAACAUAAAUGCAGCAAGGUUAUUUUAGUGAUUGGGGAAUAGGAAGGUGUGACCCAAACUGAAUUGCUGUUUACAAAUUUAAACAAAAUUUACAAUACCUGUUGUACAGUGAAGGUCUAGUAGUUUUUAAGUGUUCCAUAUAAGAUAUAAUAUAAGAAUGCACUACAUGAAGGCAUGCAUAAAACAUGCAAUAAAUCUGUUCUCUGUGCAUCUUUUAUCAAAGGUUUAAAUUAAAAACAAGAAUAACUUUUUAUAAAAUGGAUAUAUACUUGGAUGCACUGGUGUCUGCUAGUUUUUACCCAGUUUGAUUAGUUGUCAUCUUUCACAUCGCAUUUGCUACCUGUUAGUACUUUUGCGUUGAUGAUUGUACUGACAGGCAUGGGCAAGAACUGCUGUUCUUUCGUAGUACUCAAAUGCAAACGGCUAACCUGGUGUACGAAUCUGGUGACCGCAAUAGAUUCAUAGUAUGAAAUGAAAAUAAAAAAACCUUUCUGAAGUGCAGAGUACCCCAGAGAAUAAGGUACCAGAAGAAAUUUUUAUGCUUGGUCCACGAGAAGGCAAAUGGAUAUCUCAUUUUACUAAUUUUUUUUCUUUUCAUUCAGAUUCUCACGUCAGCCAUAACGUAGCCGGUAGCAGCAUGCUGUAUGUGAAGUGGUAGUCUUUUUUAAUCCAAAAAUAUGGAUGCCAGAUAGCUGCCUUUUUUUUUCGGUGAAAGUUCUCAGCACAAAUGCAAUUUCUUCCCUUGGAAGGGUUGUUUUAGUAGCCUUUUAGAGAGACAAAGAAAAAGAGUCUCCAAAAUGAGAAAGUUGCUAUUAUCCUUGUGAUUAGGGCAGACUUUGCAGUGGAGUAGUGAGCUUGGGAUACUUUAAUGUAUUUUUAACACUGACAAGCAAACCCCCACACAACACACUUAUAUAGCACCCCAACAGCCAGUCCCAAGGUACUUUACAAUUCUAUUGGUCAAUAACAGAAUUUUGUGUAAUCUCAGAUCUCUUUUACAAACUUAAACAAAGAAAAAUUUAAAAUCCAACUGCAUAACCAAGGAGGGAUAGGUUUGCCUUUAGAUGCCGUGAAUUUCGUUGAAACUGAGGUUACUAGUGUUGUCGUGGGGCCAGGACUUAGUGUUUCUGAAUAUACUGGAAAGAAAGAAAAAUACUCUUCUGCACUUGAUUGUAAGAGAGCCUUGUAAAGAAAGUAUAAAAAAGAAUGACUUUGUGGAAUGAUUUUCUUAAAAGGCCUUACAUUAAAGUAUUUUGUGAUAGACUUGGUCUAAUGAAAGAUUGUUAAAAAAAAAAUUCUGAUUAAAAUGAUCCAAGUCUUAGUUCUGUUGGAGAAUUGCACUGUGAUACUGUAUUUUAGCUGUUAGGUCUUUUUAAUAGCACAAGCUGGAAGUUUGUAAAUUGGAAUGCUGAACUAUCUUAGUAAGACAAAGUAAUGAUGGAUAUUUUCAGUCUCAAACUGUUGGUGCUUUGAAAAUGGUACUGGUAAUAGUCAGAUGCCUGCAUUUCAACAGUGGUGGGAAACAUUCCUGUAUGUAAAUACUGUAAAGUGCUCUGGAGGGGGUGAUGGCGCUAUAUAAAUGUAAGACAUUAAGUGCCUCUGAAAUAAUAAUAAUAAAUCUGAAGUUAAAAUAUAA